AUGAAUUUUAAAGGUGACUUGAAAAAAGGCACUCUGUAUCAUCUAAAGAAAAGUGAAAUAUACAUAAUGAAAAUUCAAUUUCAUGGGAGUGAUUAUUGUGAAGUUGUCAUUUCCAUGAAUGAAAAGAUUCAAUUGCAUUUUCCUGUUAAAAGAGUGGCUAAAUCUGUUUAAUUAAACUCAUGCAUUCCUUAAAUAAGAGAUCUAGAACCUUAUCGAAGAGAAGGAACUACAUUCAUAAUCAGAUUAAGUUUGGUAAAAUUAAAAAGGGAAAUUAAUAAUUCAGACUGA
Molecule: messenger RNA, 288 nt
Organism: Paramecium sonneborni
Lineage: Eukaryota; Ciliophora; Oligohymenophorea; Peniculida; Parameciidae
Source: the annotation of a GenBank genome assembly